Molecule: messenger RNA, 2794 nt
Organism: Onychostoma macrolepis
Lineage: Eukaryota; Metazoa; Chordata; Actinopteri; Cypriniformes; Cyprinidae
Product: GTPase IMAP family member 8-like
Exons: 5
Coding region: 72-2066 (664 amino acids)
Molecular function (GO): GTP binding
Source: RefSeq, a predicted model, not a curated record
UCAUAUCCGUAUCUUUGCACCAUCAGACAAACAUUUACUUUCGGUUUAACUUUCAAGGCACUGCUGAUGAAAUGGCGGACAAUUCGGUUUCAGAGUGUGUGAAGCUGAAUCUGGUUGUGUGUGGGAGUGACGGCUCAUUAAAAUCCUCCGUAUCAGAGCAGAUCCUGCAGCAGACAGACAGAAGAUCAGACGUGGAGCUUCACGAUCGUCUGAUUAAUCUGCUGGAGCUUCCAGUUCUGACUGGUCUCUCGGAGGAGGAAGUGAUGCGUCAGACUCUCCGCUGUAUGUCUCUCUGUUAUCCUGGAGUUCAUGUUUUCCUCCUCAUUAUUCCUGACGCUCCUCUCAAUAAUGAAGACAAAGCAGAAAUGGAGGAGAUCCACAGGAUCUUCAGCUUAAGAAUCAACAAACACAUCAUGAUCCUCAUAAAGCAGAAUUCAGAGCAUCAGACAGAAGAACUCAAUGAAGAAACACGGUCUGUCGUUCAGAGGUUUGGAGGACGACAUCAGUUCUUUGGACCCAAAACACAAGUGUCCUCACUGAUGGAGAACAUCGAGCAGAUGCUGCAAGAAAACAGAGGAGAGUGUUUCUCCACAGAGACAUUUCUCGAGGCGCAGAUGAAAAAAAUCCUGAAAUACGAAGAGACGAAGAAGAAAAUUCAUUCACUAGAGACACAUUUACUGUCACAAGGAGGAAGUGGAUAUUUGACUCAUGUGUGUUUCGGGCUCAUUUGUGUUCUUCUGCUGGUCUUCAUCGUACUGCAGUACAUCUCCAUCACAGCAGAGAGAGACCAAGACAUCAAUCCGACGAUCACCUUAAAGGACUGUUACACUGAUUUAAUGACUGAAAAAGACAAGUGCUAUCCAUUCACCAAAAGCCAAGGUGUUACACACAGUGAUGAUAGUGAUGGUGUGAGGAUUAUGCUGUUGGGAAAGACGGGUGUUGGGAAAAGUGCAUCAGGAAACACCAUACUGAGAAGAGAAGCAUUUAAAUCAUUGAUGACUUCAUCCUCAGUGACCAGAGAGUGUCAAAAAUACAUAACUGAGUUCAACAGAAGAUGGAUAUCUGUCAUUGACACUCCAGGCCUGUUUGAUACUGGAAUUGAUAAUGUUGAGUCCAGAAAAGAGACUGUGAGGUGCAUUUCAAUGGUGGCUCCUGGUCCACAUGUGUUUCUGCUGGUGAUUCAACUUGGACGAUUCACUCAAGAGGAGAAAGAUGCAGUGAAGAUGAUCCAGGAGAUGUUUGGUGAUCAAUCCAGAAUGUACACCAUGGUUCUGUUCACCAGAGGAGAUGAUCUGAGAGGAACAACAAUUGAACAAUUUAUUGAAGAAAAUGAUAGUUUAAAGUACCUCAUCCAGCAGUGUGGAAAGAGAUACCAUGUGUUCAAUAACAAAGAGACUGAAGAUCAGACGCAGGUUUCUGAGCUGCUGGAGAAGAUUGACCGUAUGGUGGCAGUAAAUGGAGGACACUUCUACACCAAUGAGAUGUUCCAGCAGGUGGAGAAGAACAUCAAAGAGGAAAACGAGAGAAUACUGAAAGAGAAAGAAGAAGAGAUCAAGAGAAGAGAAGAAGAGCUGAGAACCAAAUAUGAAGCGGAAAAAGAGCAAAUGAAUAAAGAAAAUGAGAGAGAAAGACAAGAGAGGCAGAAUGAACAGAAAAAAAUGGAGAAAGAAUUCAGAAAGAGAGAAGAGGAGAUCAAGAAAGAAACAGACGAGAAUGUACGAAAAGAGAUGAAGAGAAAACUGGAGGAGAAGCAGAAAGAAUUUGAGGAGGAGAUGAAACAAAAAGAAAAAGCUUCAGUAGAACAACAACAGAAAUUAAUAGAAAGCCUGGAAGAAAAACAUGAGAAAGAAAAGCAAGAAUUUGAAGAGAAAAUUAAACGUGAAACCAGAGAACAAGCAGAGAGUGAAUAUCAUGAAAAACUUGAUAAAGCUUUAAAAGAAGCUGAAGCAAAAGUACCAUACAGAUCAAAGCGAGCUCGUGACUGGGGUUACUAUAUUCCUGUGUUUGGAGCAGCUGCUGGAGCAGUUUUUGGUUUAGCUGAAGACAUCGUGUAUUUGAUUUUCUGAUAAUAUGAAGCUGAAGGAUGAGUUCAGGAUGAACUUGAUUAGUUUGUAAAUACAUGGAAUUCCCACAGAAUGCGAGCAUGCUCAGGAAAUUAUGGAGCAUCAGGACGUCCACUAGUAAUGCACUCUCUUUCAGGAAUGCACAAUGCCGAAGACAAACUAAAACCAGUUGACAUGGAUGCAGCAGCCUUGUGUCAGGAAGACCAAGGGUCAGUUCCCUUGUGAUGAGACAGUGUUUGAACUCUGCUGUCUGUUAAUGGAGGAAAAUGGAUGGGACGCUCCUACAGAACCAUUCAGUGCAGUUAAUCUUGACAUAUUAUUAAGAGCAGAAAUACAACAAAAUAUUUGAUGGUCCUAGUAAUCCAUGAUGAGACCUGACAAGUACACACCCAUAUACUCUAAUUUGUAUUAUGUAUAUUUCAUGCUGCAUAUCAAUGGGGGAAAAAAUAGAGCCAGUGUGUUACAAUGAGUGUGACUUUACAAUAUCAACAGCAACUCAAUAAUACAAUAUGCUUACUAAACCCUUAGUAGUUAAAAUGUAUACAAAGUGUCUAUAUACAUUAUAUGGUUUGUACAGCCUAUAUAUUGCUAAACUGUAUGUUGCUGUGUGCUAUGUUAAAAGAUGUUUUUUCCCCCCCCCCUUUCAUUUGAUACAGAAUUACCAUCAUCUUUUUGAAAUAUUUAUUUAGUAAAAUGUUUAACAAAAUGACCAAUAAACAGCACUGGGCAAC